Molecule: messenger RNA, 285 nt
Organism: Adineta ricciae
Lineage: Eukaryota; Metazoa; Rotifera; Eurotatoria; Adinetida; Adinetidae
Source: the annotation of a GenBank genome assembly
AUGCUCAUCUCUCUUAUUUUCACAUCAAAUCUCGUACAAAACACAAGCUUACAAACAACAACCAUAAUGGCAGAAUUAUUAGUCAAACACAAUUUUGUUUCGAAAAAACUGAAGUAUAAACCAUGUGCUGUUAUUAUGGGAAGAACAGGAGCUGGUAAAACAACAUUAGUGAAUGCAUUAUGUGGCACUGAUCAUAAAUCAGGUGCUGGAGCAGGAAGUGUUACACGAGAACUUUAUCGAAAUGAUGUUGUUCACGGUCAACAUANUUGUAAAAGGAAGAGAUGA